Messenger RNA from Perkinsus marinus ATCC 50983, 174 nucleotides. RefSeq lists its product as hypothetical. The coding region runs from base 1 to 174 and encodes 57 amino acids. NCBI's taxonomy places the organism in Eukaryota, Perkinsozoa, Perkinsida, Perkinsidae. The record is from RefSeq and is a predicted model, not a curated record. The transcript is spliced from 3 exons.
AUGGCUAAGGUUUGCGACUUUUCGGUUGCGAGGGUCAUCGAUGGAAAAGGAGGUUUAUUGACUGGAUAUGUNNNNCCGAUCUCGGAUAUUCAGUACCAACACUUUCCCAUCUUGUCGAGGAGUCAGCCGUUUCGUCGCCUGUGUCACAACGGUGAGUUUAGUACAAUAUUUUAA